Messenger RNA from Peronospora matthiolae, 210 nucleotides. Lineage: Eukaryota; Oomycota; Peronosporomycetes; Peronosporales; Peronosporaceae. The record is from the annotation of a GenBank genome assembly.
AUGAUCUUCGUGGCACUCUACGUCGAUGAUUUAAUCAUCGCCAGCGGCAGCAACAAGAGCCUUCGUGAAGCCAAAAGCGCACUGAGUGAGAGGUUCGAGAUGACAGACAUGGGGAAGCUGAAGUUCUUUCUUGGAAUUGAGAUUGAGCGGGACGAAUUAGGAGGGACACUGUCAUUGCGGCAGAGCAAGUUCGCGAAAGACAUUUUAUAG